Messenger RNA from Aspergillus steynii IBT 23096, 987 nucleotides. RefSeq lists its product as uncharacterized. Lineage: Eukaryota; Fungi; Ascomycota; Eurotiomycetes; Eurotiales; Aspergillaceae. The record is from RefSeq and is a predicted model, not a curated record. The coding region runs from base 1 to 987 and encodes 328 amino acids. The transcript has 2 exons.
AUGGAAGCCUCUGGUCUACCCGUAUCGAGCAUUCUCUCAGCUCUUAGAAAAGUCACGCCCCUUCCUGCGGAUAGUGAAUUUUUUCUUCUGUUUGCAGAGAACGGAAUCCUUGUGCUUUUAUUCGUCCUGGCAUACGGGAUGAACCUUUGCAAUGUCACCCACCGGAUACGAAAGCAUGUGGUUCAUGGAGACCCCAAGGAAGCAUGGAGGCUGAAGGAGUCUUAUAGAGAUACAUUUGCCCUGCAGGCCGUCUCGGCAGCCAUCAUUGCCCAGAUUUCCAUCACAAUGCUCGGUCUUGACAACAUGGGCAAUAUCCACUGGAGUGCUACAGCCUUCACAUACAUGAGCAUGGUCAGCGGGAUCUUAUCCACGUACUGCGCAUUCUACAUCCAGGAGAGACUCAGCACCCUCCAUAGCCCCGAGGAUGUCCGCGAUUGGCUUCUAUCGCGGCCAAAUGAGCCUCUGGUUUGGCUUUCUUAUACCUUCACCGGCCCACUACAGAGGACAACCGAUAAUGACCAUCAUAACCGCAACAACCGAAUCCCCUCGAUAUUAGUUGCGUCGGCUCUAUCUGCUCCUAGUGCACUCCUUAGGUUGUCGAUAGUUUUCUGCUUUGUAGCGAUGGCACUUUAUUUGGUAUUCAUGUAUACUGAGAACCUCGGGAGCUUAACAGGGCGUGAUGCAAACAUGGCGGUUCUAAUCAUGGUGUGUAUUUACUCAAUAUCGUUAAUCCCCCGGGUAUAUCUUCCCAUACAUUUAAGGCCGGGAGCGAGAAACGCGUCCUUAGUUAUGAGUGAUCCUGGGCGGCAUUAUGGGGCGGCAGCUAGGGUCUCUGGUGGGACUGGGAAUUUAUCAGAUGAUAUACGAGAUGCACUACAGGCGUCGAUUCGUGCGCAGGAGACUCUGAAGGCCCUGGAGGCCCUUUUGGAGUUGUGGGAGUCUCAGUUGAGGAUGCAAAAUGGUGUAGAAGACCAUCGCGGUGGUUGA